GGAUGAGAGGUCUCUCAUUGGUCAGUUUGUGCAGCAUGCAAAUGAAGCGACUACGUCAGAUCCUGAAGUUGAGCGCCAUUUUUUCCCUCAAUAGGGGAAGAAAGGGACAAAAGCUGGACUAAAAUAACUUAUCUUCGGAGUCCGCUCGUUCUUAUCAUUGUUCAUAUUUAACUUCAGUCUUCAUACGACGGCGUGUGUAGGUGGGGGAUGCUGCUCCGGUGAGUGUCUUUGUGCAGCAUUGGUAGCAGACGCAGCACACCGACACGCACAGUUGCGGGCCGGUGGAAGUGGGGAACCAAAGCCCUACUGGAGGUGGCACAGCGACGACUAACGUUAAUCUACGCAGAAAACAGAACGAGGUUUGUGGGAAUCAUGUAUCAGCUUCCAGUGGGAAAUAUUGAGAAGAUCCGAAAGGCGCGUAAGGCAGUGAAAAACAUUUUAAGUGAGAUUGGUCUACAAGAUUGUCAGAACCUGUUGAAGGACCUCAAUGAAAACUCUGAGAAAAACCCAGAUGAAGAUGAAGCCUUUCAAGUAACAGAGUGGGUUGAUAUCACAGAAGGAUACAGUAGCCGACAGCGGAAGAAGUGGCCUUAUAGGUCCCGAUCUUUGUGCUGCAACCUGUGCAAAUACUCUUCUCAAAACAUCUACAACUUCAGAAGUCACGUCUCUCGUUGCCAUGGAUAUGUUCAGUCAUAUUGUGCACUUGCACCCUGCUCUCAGUGCCUCUUCAUCUCCCACCCCAAGGUUGUCAAAAAGCACAUGCUAUUCUUCCAUGCCAAACUCCCUGUACCAAACUUACAGCCACAGAGGGAAGGCUCUGCACCCACCCAUCGUGGUAACGACAGGUAUCAUUGUCGAAAGUGUGGGUUUCCAAGCCCCUCCAUCUUUGCAAUGAAGAAGCAUGUCAUUCUCAAGCAUCUGGACCAUUUGGCGGAGCAGUACAUUGGUUAUCGAUUACACCAACAAGUGACUACAUCCAUAAAGAUCUACUGCUGCAAGGUGUGCAAGGUGAACACUGGUACUCUAGACCAAAUGUUGCACCACAUGCUAGUGGAACCAGCACACUAUUCAGUCAGCACACAAGUGCAGAGUUUGAUUUAUGAGAACAAGAACUACACAAUUAAACCAACACCCAACGGAAAUGGUUUGUUUGUGACAUUCCCAAGUAUCGCCCCUAAACCACAGCAACCUCAGAUGUUAAACAGCAAUUCUUUGGUCAUACCAAGUAAUGGCCAACCUACUGGGACUCUAGUGGCUUUACAGCAAGUACAAGGAACUACAAAAAGUACUACUUUGAUCUGUGCCCCUGGAACUAACCAAGCUUUUUUGCCCCCUCAAGCAUCAGCGCUAGUGCAGCUUGCUAGUGCUGAAGCUAAAGGUUUGCUGCAGCCUGGUGCCACAAUAGCCCUCCGAAGUACUGUGUCCCAGGGUUCGCCUAUGAUUCAGCUUCCCACAGUGUCUAAUGUGUCUCUGAAACAGGCACCUGUAACGUUAUCCUCUGCCACAUCUCAACCACAACAGACCCCACAAGGACAUCAAAUUGUUCUUCCGUCAGGACUGCAAACCAGUGUGGCCACUGGAACUGGGAUAGCGCCUAAACCUGCAGUGGUUACACAAAAUGCAUUAUCAAACCACAUUGCCCUACAGGGUACCAUGCUGACUUCUCAGUCCUUGCUAAGUCACCUGAUCCCAACUGGCAACAAGGUGAACGGCAUGCCCACAUACACUUUUGCUCCACUCCAAGCAGCAUUGCCCGUCUCUCAAAGAACAACUACCCCUCUUAAGCCUGUUGAGCAAAUGAGUAACUCUGUACCACAAACCAAGAAAUGGAUCACAUGCCCCCUUUGCAAUGAACUUUUCCCUUCCAAUGUGUUUGAAAUACAUUCAGAGGUCGCACAUCAGACAAAGUCCUCUACAUCCAAGUCAGAAAGUGUGGCUGCCAGAGCAUCAUUUCUGAAGAAAAUGCCUGACAAAACUGUCAAAUGUCUAAUAUGCAAAAUUCUGCUAUCAGAAAAGAGUGUCUUCCAGCACCUUCUGCAUGGCCUCAACUGUUUAUACUGUUCUACAUUGUUCUUUUCAAUCAGACAGCUUGCAGAGCAUGUAAAGCAGCACAAUCCCACAAGCAAAGCAUACUGUGAUUUCCUAAGGCAGAAGUACAGGGUCUACUCUAAAGGUGCUGGAGGAAUCUUGUUCCCUUACUUUGAUGUGAACACAACAGCACCUAAAGAGGUUCUAGGAGACACAGAGGUCAACCUUGCACUUGUCACAAAUUCCCUUGACCUGAUCUUCUGUAAGUUGCAGCCCACAAAACAGCAAGAAAUCUGCCCAGUGCCUGCAAAAAUCAACAGUGCGUACUGUCCCUUCUGUGACGAAAAGUUUCAGCAUGAAUCCGAUCACCUCCAGCACCUGAAACAGAAGCACUUUGUAGCGCCCACCAUUCAUGCCAUCCUCAAGACAGAGGCUUUCAAGUGCAUAUACUGCAAUGGUGUCUAUACAGGAAAGGUCACUCAGCAGGCUGUCAUGCUGCACAUUCAGCGAUGCCGUUGUUCCCCAAAGCCGCCACAGCCACCACCACCGCCACCACCACCACAACCACUAAAGCCCACAUUAGUACUGCAACAGCAGCCACCAAAACCAGUCCAGCAGCUCAGCCAGACUUCUGGGCUCUACUUUGUCCAAGUGCCAAAAGGCCUGACUAUGGCACAGACGUUAGCCCCAGCUCGUGUGAUUCCUGCUGCAAAACCUGUGGAGCCUCCAGAGACGGAGGCAGAGUUGCAAUCUAAGAAGAGACUGGAAGCUGCGUUGAAAGAAGUCAUGGAGGCCAACAGACGAGAGAGAGAACAAAGGGCUGCCUUGCGCAAGAAACGAGAGCAGGAGAAACUGUUGAAAGAAAAGCUGUUGCAAGAGAAAAAGCUGACCCCACCGGAGCCCGAGUUUCAGAGUGACCCAGCAGUCAAGCUUGUGUUGGAACCAACAGCAACGGAGCGCCGCUGCAGUGACGAGCGCAGAGACUUCAUAUCCAAGUACUUCAACUUGAAUCCUUACGCAACCAAAACUGAGACUGAAGAGCUGUGCAGGAGGCUGAACCUCACCAAAGCAGAGCUGGCAGCGCUCUUCAGCAAGAAGCGCAGCAAAUGCAUGAAGAGCCUCAAAAGGAACACAGCUGCUGUCUUCCUUGGCUUCAACAUGACUGAGCUGAGCAAAAUAAAGCACAACCUGUUGAUCCCAGAGCAGCAACCACCUGCUGACACCACAGAGACCCAGCCAGCUGAUGCAGUUGAUGCAUCUGGUUCAGCUGAUCCACCGGAGGAGAUGGGAAAUGGUGUGGACGACCCAGAACCGAUGGAUGAAAGUGGAGCCGCAAGGAAUCCAGAAAUGAUGAAUGAAAGUGGAACUGAAAAAGACGUCGAGCCGAUGGAUGAAAGUGUUGACAAAGUUGACAAAAUUCCAGGUGAGGAACAAGUAGAGCCGAUGGAAUGAGUUCGAGAAAUGUGUGAAAACGGGACCUGAAACAGCAAAUAAUGCAAAUGUCUGACUUUAAACCAUAUAAAACUGCUAAAUAAUGAUGGCCUUUUGUGUUGAGUCAUAUAGAAGUUUACCAUGCCAUGCAGAUGAUCGUGCAUUUCCUAACAGCAUACAAGUUAUUGUGCAACUGGGGACAGUGUAAUGUGGCCUUCGUUAAUAGUGCUUCAUUUGACCUCAGUAUGUUGACAGUGGUCCAUAUUCUAAUUUCCAUGUAAAUGCAAUGCCAUGUUACUAAUGCGUCUCUGGAAAAUUACAACGAUAUAGACAGUAAAGUAAUAUAUAUUCUUACACUGCCUGUUUAGCUCCACCAGGACUUAGCUGGAAAGGAUGUUUUUCAACCAUGGUGACAGAUUUCAACCCAAGUACUGAUCCGCUCCUUGUAGAUGCCUUUUACAUCCUUUAGUGAAGCCCAUUUGUACAAAAGUAUGAUUUUGUUUAUGCUUAAUAUAUAGAUUUAUUAUCUCCAACUUCACUUUAUAAAUUUGAAACUUCUGUCACAUACACAACUGCGUCCGUAUUGUUUCCACCAGUUUUUAUUAUUUAAUGUUUCUGUUCAUACCCCUUGGUCCUCGUGUUUCUUCCAGACGAUCUCCUGGAGACCAAAUUCUUCAGAAUGUAAGUGGUUGUUGAUGAAAUCCUGACCAUGUUUGCAUGACUUUUUUUUAUUUUGAAUUUUCAGAAAAUAUGAUUUGUGCCACUAUUAAGUCCACAUAUUUACAUAAACUAGGAAAUUCCCAUAGGGAUUCAACACAACUUAACUAUGUUAUUGGGUGUUCUUGUGCUGCUUCUGUUUUCCUGGCCGCUGUUUCUUUUGUACUUGUAUUUUCUAUAAUUCAUAAAGUAUGAAAGCUGUCGGGUUAGGUAAGAAAUAAAACAUGUCUGUCCAAGGCCACUGUGUU
Molecule: messenger RNA, 4424 nt
Organism: Melanotaenia boesemani (Boeseman's rainbowfish)
Lineage: Eukaryota; Metazoa; Chordata; Actinopteri; Atheriniformes; Melanotaeniidae
Gene: adnp2b
Product: ADNP homeobox 2b
Exons: 4
Coding region: 373-3480 (1035 amino acids)
Biological process (GO): regulation of gene expression
Cellular component (GO): nucleus
Molecular function (GO): DNA binding
Source: RefSeq, a predicted model, not a curated record